UCCUGAGUGGCUCUUUCUGUUGUCAACAGGAUUAAAAGUCAAUAUGCCUAAAAAGAAGAAUAAAGGUAAAAUUAAGAAGCCCACAUCGAGUGUGGCUGAGAUUGAGACAUUUUACAAACAGAAAUUGGAUGAAGUGAGAUUGGCAGCCCAGCUUGCUGUUUCAAGAGAAAACACAACAUCCUACACGAUGGAAACAUCGCUUAAAGAGCAGCUUCAUAAGACCAUAGUUGCUCAGAAACAAAAAGACAAAGAGCUAAAGUCGUUUAAAGACAGAUUGGCAGCCAUGUCAUAUUUAUUUAAAUCUGGAGACACUGAGAGCAUGAACAACCCGGUCAGUAAAACCAGACUGAUUGAGAUGUACGACAACCUGAAACUGCUGCAGUGGCCUAAAGUCAAAGAUCAGCUGAAGUCCAGAAGCAUCCAAACAAAGGUUGUUCAAGGUUUGAUUCAGGAAACCUUUAGGACUGCAGCAGGUGAAGCAAACAAAAAGAAGCAGCAGAUUGAAGAGGCAUUUGGACUCAAUGAAUAUAGCAGUGGACAGGCUCCACAGAAGGUUAAAGAGUACAGACAGCUAACAGUUCAGAACCUGCAGAUGGCUCUGUUCCACACCAACAAAGAAGAACUUCUGAAGACUGGUUUUCCUGAACUUGGAGGUCCGUACUCAGAGGAAGUGAAGGAGGAUCUGAGACCUCUGAUAUCUGAAUGCUACUGGCUGAGCUGCUUGAUGGCUCUAAACAAUCCUCCUCUUCAGCCGGACUGGAGGAACCUCGUUCCUUCGAUGGAUCCUUGGGACAUCUUCCCUCGAAACAUUAUAUCUGCUUCUGUUAUGUAGAAAAAGAUGUAAUUUUGCAGGACAACAUGAUUGGUGUAGUUUGGCUAUGCUGGUAAUUCCUCUUUUUUUUAAAUUUAAUUUCAGUGGUA
This is a messenger RNA of Gambusia affinis (western mosquitofish), 921 nucleotides long. RefSeq lists its product as uncharacterized. Lineage: Eukaryota; Metazoa; Chordata; Actinopteri; Cyprinodontiformes; Poeciliidae. The coding region runs from base 44 to 832 and encodes 262 amino acids. The transcript is spliced from 8 exons. The record is from RefSeq and is a predicted model, not a curated record.